Chenopodium quinoa (quinoa) is the source of this 561-nucleotide messenger RNA. RefSeq names its product 60S ribosomal protein L29-1-like. The transcript is spliced from 3 exons. Gene Ontology annotation, molecular function: structural constituent of ribosome. Bases 144 to 329 code for a protein of 61 amino acids. The record is from RefSeq and is a predicted model, not a curated record. Lineage: Eukaryota; Viridiplantae; Streptophyta; Magnoliopsida; Caryophyllales; Amaranthaceae. Gene Ontology annotation, biological process: cytoplasmic translation. Gene Ontology annotation, cellular component: cytosolic large ribosomal subunit; ribosome.
CAUUCUCAAUUAGAAAAAGCAGCCAUCAAAAUUAGGGUUUCAAAUAAAAAGAACCCUUUCACUUCCACAUUUCCAAUCUCUCCGCAAACCCUAGCUGCUGCGACACAAACCUCUCUGUUUGCAGGUGUUCGCAGAACUCAAAAAUGGCCAAGUCGAAGAAUCACACUGCUCACAACCAGUCUUACAAGGCUCACAAGAAUGGAAUCAAGAAGCCUCGCCGUCAUCGUCACCAAUCCACCAAAGGGAUGGACCCAAAGUUCUUGAGGAACCAGAGGUACGCAAGGAAGCACAACAAGAAGAGCGAUGAGGUUGCUACUGAGGAAGAAUAGUUGUUUCGUUCAUUAUAUUAGGGAAGUUCUUUUUUUUUUUGCUGUUAAUGGAUAUUGCUUAGGGUUUUUUGUACCCAGAUUUAAAUCUAUCUAAAGUUUUGUUCUUGCGAUGAAAGAAGAAUUGCCUACUUUGGUUUUGUUAAUUUUAAUGGAGGAUUCAGACUAUAAUGUAUUUGCAAUUUAGUACGAUUAGUUAUUAUGAAUUACUCUUAUUGAGUAUUUUUCCACUCUA